AUGGAAAUAAAGCAAAAAUUUAGUCAAGAUAAUUGUAGAGCAGAAAUAUAUUCUAAUAAGGUGAAUGAUGAUCUUUUAGAUACCUUCAAAAAUGACAUUAAAGACGAAUCCAAUAGAGAAAGUACACAUGAUACAUUUGAUGACUCAGACUUAAAUGAAUACUCAUUAAAAAUUGAAAUAAAAGAAGAUGAAAUUAAACUUAUUCCAUAUGAAGAAAUACAAACAAAAGAAAAAGAUACCUUCAAAAAUGAAAUUAAAGAUGAGUACAAUAGAGAAAGUACUCAUGAUACAUUUGAUGAUUCAGACUUAAGUGAAUACUCAUUAAAAAUUGAAAUAAAAGAAGAUGAGAAUAAACUUAUGCCAUAUGAAGAAAAACAAACAAAAGAAAAAGAACCAGAUGCAGUUUAUCAAGACACUUAUAUUAAAGACUAUGGAUUUGGAGAUUCUGAUGUUAGUUUGGGCCAUAUUAAAAAAGAAUUAACAGUUGAAGAUAUGACAUUUGAUCUUGAUCAGAAACAAGAUGAUUUAGGACUCCAGUAUUCUAACAGUGAUGUUGAUAAUAUAAAACUAGAGCAUACUGCUAAAGGAAGUCACAGGGGUGAACAUGGUAUGUAUCUUUAG
Molecule: messenger RNA, 621 nt
Organism: Diabrotica balteata
Lineage: Eukaryota; Metazoa; Arthropoda; Insecta; Coleoptera; Chrysomelidae
Source: the annotation of a GenBank genome assembly